This is a messenger RNA of Ogataea parapolymorpha DL-1, 537 nucleotides long. RefSeq lists its product as uncharacterized. The coding region runs from base 1 to 537 and encodes 178 amino acids. The transcript has a single exon. The record is from RefSeq and is a predicted model, not a curated record. Lineage: Eukaryota; Fungi; Ascomycota; Pichiomycetes; Pichiales; Pichiaceae.
AUGCUGUCAACGAUUCGUCCUGCCAAAGCAGGAUUCUUUCAAAGGAGCUCGAAAAGUUCCGUUCCGCUGCUUUGUCGCUAUAGCUCUCAUCAAAAAGACCAUGGACACUCAGAGGAACACCACGAUCAUGACGACCAUCACGAGCUACCCCUCAGCGAGGAGGAGCCCAUUGUGAAUAGAUCAACACUCACCGGAGCAGCUGCUGUUGUACUUGGCUUUGGGUAUUACUAUGCCAAUGAGAACCACAAGAAGAACCACGAUGGCAAGUCGCUAGUCUCGAGAAUUCACUCACCCAACGUCUGGGGGCAGCUGGAGGAAAACUUUUUGGCUUAUCGAGCACGGGUGGAAAAACAAAGGGACAUAACUGAGCUUCUCACAAUGCCGCAGAGAAGAGAUCAUCGGGCCUCAUUCAUUGACAACGAUGGAAUCCCUGGUAGAUUUUUCAGCCAAAACGCAAAUUGCGAGUUCAACGUGAUUCAGGACUUCUCAGCGCUCCCUGAAAGAAGAAAGCCUGGCUAUGAGGGCUCGGGCCACUAG